Styela clava is the source of this 7620-nucleotide messenger RNA. RefSeq lists its product as uncharacterized. The record is from RefSeq and is a predicted model, not a curated record. Lineage: Eukaryota; Metazoa; Chordata; Ascidiacea; Stolidobranchia; Styelidae. Gene Ontology annotation, cellular component: bicellular tight junction.
UGCAGCACUGCAGCAGUCACAAACUUGUUUUUUUAUAGACUAGAUAUUAUAUCAAAGUAGUUUGUUCAUUAUAUGGUCAUGAAUGCAUAUGCAUCACAAUAACAUAAUUAGAGAUGGCAACCAUUGAGCUUACACCGGAGUUGAUAUUCGAGCGAAGAGAUGAUGUAACUACGCCAGGCUCUGAAUUAUGGAAUUCGACUGGUACCACCCCUCGUGCGAAAGCUAAGCCCAGAAACCAGGGUCGUGGUUAUCACUCGCUUGGUUCUGCUACUCUUCCAACUCGUGGAAGAAAGGGUGGUAAAAAUGGUUCAGAAUACGGUGUUAUGAUCAGUAUUAAGGAUAUAAAGGGCCAUCCUUUUGUAGUUUUAGAAGACAAGGAUAAACAAAAACACAUGGUUCAAGCUCCUGAUGGGGAAACUCAUAAUCCUGCUCUAUUGUCUCCCGCGAGACUCAAUGGAUACACACCAGAUGCUGAAUAUGAUGAUUCACUACUGAGUUCAUCUUCUUAUCCAACUUCUUCUGUUACAAGCGGUUUAAAGCGAGAAUCUACCCCUUCCCCAGUACCACGAAAUUUUUCAAAGGGUCCAGGCCGACAUUUUGGCAGAUCAAAAAUACCUGCUAGUGCAAGUAAUCGUUCACGGAGUCUUUCACCUGGAAAAGCUGCAAUGGAGCGAAGAGCUAACAGAACGAGGAGUGUUUCACCACCUCGUAGAGAACGAACCUCAAUUAGUAAUGAAAGAUUAAGACCUGUCACAAGUCUUAUUGGAUAUUUUGAAUCUGGAUCUCCGACUCCUGACCCAUCUACUAUGGCUAAGCCAGCCAAAGUUAAUCUGGUUGGGUCCUCUCGUAUUCGAGAUGCCGCUAAAAGAGUAAAUGCAGAAAGAAUGACUUCACCUACAAGCACAGCAUCAUCGAGUAUUAGUUCUAUUGUCGAUGUCUCAGCUAGAUCACAGAAAACAAAUUUGACAGUGACAACAGUGGAUAGUCCAACCAAAGUUGGUAAUAAGAAACCAGAGGGAAGGUAUUUUGCUAUUACGUCACCAGGUCCUGUGACACCUAAAUCAUCAUUUACGCUUCCACGAAAAACGAGUGGACCUCCUGCCAAACAACCUGAAUAUUUAACGCUGCAAGCUCGGAAAGCGGUGUUUGAAAAUAAAUCUGAUGGAAGAGCACCAACACCCAAAGCCCUUAAUGAAGCAAAAGUCAUUGCCAAACCCCAGGAAAUGAAGCAACAAACACCGAAGAAGCCUAUUUCACCGAAACAUGAAGCAAAUAGGAACCAGCAAGAAGACAAGAAAGUUGUUGAAGAGAGUCCUAUUGUUCCAACUCAUGUCAGUAAAGCUAAAUUUGUAGGACCAAGCCAAAUGCUACUCAAUAAAACAAGGCGCAGAAGGAAGGCAAAAAAAUUGUCAACUGCUCAUAGUGAAAGUGAGUAUAGCGAAUCUGAAUUUUCUGAUGCGGAAUCACUCAAACUUGGAGAAGAUGCAUUUAAAGAUGAUGAUGACGAGGAGGAUCAAGAUGAUAACAAAAUUGAUAGCGAAGUUUCAGAGUUAACACUUGUUUUAAAUAAAUUGCCAGAUGAUGAGGAAUAUAUAAAACAACUCGGCCAUAGAAAAACCCCUAGUAUCAGGUUUGAAAAAAUAAUCAGUGAAGAUGUCACUAAAAAAGAAGAACAGAUGAUGUCUCCUUCUGAACUUGAAAAGCACCGUCACUUAGUACAUGACUUGCAAGAUGAACUUCGAUUGUCGAAAAAGCAAAUUCGAGAAUUAGAAGAAGAAGUCCGUGAACUAAGCGAUAAGCUUAUUGUUGUUCAACAGGAUCUGGAUGUCAAAAACUCUGAAAAUGGAUUGUUACAAAAAGAAGUGAAUUUGCUGAAAAAAGAUUUAGAAGAAGCAUUGUCAUCUGAUGAAGAAGAAAAGCAAUCUGUCAUGAGCCUUGAACGAAUGCUAAAAGCUGCUCGGAGAGAGAAAUCUACUUUGGAGGAUACAAUUACUCUAUUGGAAUCGCAAAAAACAACCCUCAAGUCCCAACUUCAAGAUGCUAGACGUGAAAGAGAAGAUGGAGAAGUGCAAAUGAGGUCGUUACGACUAGAAGUCGAGAGAGAGAAAGGAAAAAUGAGAGAACAUGAAAGAGAUGUUGAAAGUGUUAAAAAGGAACUGGCAAGAUCAAAACGACAAACUGAUGCCCAAAUUCAUGACAUGGAACAUCAGUUAUCAAAAGCUGAAAAGAAGUCUCAUGAUCUUCAAAUCGAAAACUCAUCACUUGAAAAACAGUUGUAUGAUUUGAAACACGAAAAAAUGGCAAGCAUGAAUGAAGAUAAACAUGUAAAUGAAGCAAUGACGCAGUUAGAAGAGUCAAAGUUAAAAGCAUUGCAAGAACUUGAAGCUGCUCAUGCAGAAGUAGAUGCAAAAGCUAGAGCGUUACGGGAAGCCGAUCGCAAAAACAAUAAACUGCAAGAGGAAUUGAGACGCAUGGAUCAGGAGAUGGAAGAAGAAUUGAAAGAAAGAGAGACAACUUUGGAAGAUGCUCGUCAAAUCGAGCAAAAGUAUCGUGGUCUUAUGGCACAAUCGCAAGUUUCUAAUCGUGAUAUUGAAAUGAUGAAAAAAGAAUUGGACGAGGCAGUAACGAAGGCAAAAGAUGCAGAACGAAAGAUAGAUGAUUUGCAAAAUAGUCUCGAUGAGAAAGAAGCUCUUCUAUCUUCUGCUGAAAAGAAAAAUAAAUCUCUAAAUAAGCAGUUAGAUGAAAAUUCGUUUGCAAGAACGCAACUAAGUCAAGACCUUCACAAUUUGAAUAAAGAGAAUCAAAAGCUAAGAGAGGAUAUAGCGGAUCUUAAAAAACGACUCAAAAGAACAGAAAUUGAAAUGAUGGCAAGCAAAGACGCUUUGGAGGAUCUCAGAAAAGAUUUACGACAAGCGACAGAUGAUGCAGAUAAAGAACGCUAUAAGGUAUCAGAGAUCGAUCAUGAUACUCAAGAUUUGAAGGAGGAUUUUGAUCGUGUCAAGUCUGAUAGAGACCUAAAAGAUCAAGCUUUGAAAAAUGCUAGAGAAGCUAUCGCCAAAAUUGAAUCUCAAAUGAAGGAAUAUGAAGAGACUCGAUCCAAAACUCAAAAAGAGAAACUUCUCAUUGAGACUGAUAGAGACGAAGCCAAGAAAGAAAUGGUUAGACUUCAGAGUGAAGUUGAAUCUCACAGCGAAGAAAUAGACAAUGCAAAUCAGUUAAUAAAAGAUCUGCAAGAAAGAUUGGCUACUGAUAGAAAAUUCUCUCAAGGGGAUAUGGACAAAAUAGAUGAACUUCAAAAAGAAAUUCAAAAACUUCAAGAAGCACUCGACGAGAAAACGCAACAAGUGUUUGCCGCAGAAGAAACGAUUUACAGACAGAAAGAAGUGAUUGAAGAGAUGAGUUCCAUUCAGCAAUCUGCGGAAAAAUCAGCGCUUUCAGAAAUGGAAAAAUUUAUGGCAGAAACGGAGAAACAAUUUAAAGACAUUAAUAAACAACUUGAACAGAAAGUCGACGAAAUUAAAAAGCUUGAAAAAGAGAAAAAGGACCUGGAAGAAGAUUUAGAAGAACUUGAACAACAACAUCCCCAUCUUGAGGAUGAUAGGGAGAAAGAGGAAGCUCUUGUUAAUUUGAGUCAAAAAUUGCAAGAAGAGGAGGAGGAUAAAAAACAUAUUCUCUCUAAAUAUCAUCUGGCACAAGAUAAAGUUGGCAACCUUCAAAAUGAACUUGAGAUUGAAAAAAGUCGAGUACAAAUUUUAUUGGAAGACAAAACAAAACAUAAGGAAGAGACUGACCAUCUGCAAUUAACAAUUGAAGAACUUGAAGACAAAUUAGAACAAGAAGCAAAAGAACUUUCUAAUAUCACUUCCCAUCACCUGAAAACUGAAAUGAAAUUACGGGACGUUCUUGAGCAAGCAGAAGAUGAAACAGACAAAGCUAUUAGAGAGAAAGAAAUUCUUUCCAUGCGAACGGAGGAACUGGAAAAACAGGUGGAAGAAGCGGAAUUGACUGCACAAAGAGCAGAAGAUAGCAAACGGGAAACAGAGCAUGAAUUACAGCAACAAUUAGAAGCAAAUUAUAAGUUGCAACAGACUCUAGCUGCCCUGGGAAUAGGCCAUUCGCCAAGUGGGUCAGAUGGAAAAGGUAGUUUACUAACUUCGAUCUGAUAGUUUAUCAUAUAUUGUUUGAAAUUACUAAAAUUUGUUUACACUAUUUUGGGUUAAAAAUGCGAGAUUCUGAAGACAAAAGGGCGAAUACUGGAGAAUUUUUUUUUAUCUAAUAAUAUUGAAAAAAAGUGAUUUUUAGAUAACACGCGCUCCCACAUGAAACAGAAAGGAUAAAAUUUGACAUCCACCCUUUGACCGCAGUAUAUUUGUGAUAUAAAUAUACAUCAAAGAGUAACAAGUUCUAGAAGAUGAAAAUAAUUAUACGUUACGAGAGUUUAUAAAUAAAAAAGUACCCUUUCCUUUUGUUGAAAAUAAUUUUUCAGGUUUCGCCCUUUUAGGAUAAAGCUCUCAGAUUCUAAAACUAUUCGAAUGGAUUUUUAGCUUCGUCGAUAAUUGAAAAAAUUAUGCUUAAUAAAUACUGGUAAUAUGUCAGACUGCAUGGAUUUUUUCAAUUAUAUAAUUCUUUAUCUUAAAACACAUCAAGUUUAUUAAUUUUAAAUGUCCCAUCUCGGUGCUUUUUAUUUCCAAUACUUGCCACUAACAAUACCUUUAUGUGAAUAUUCAACCAAAACAUAUAUUAACACGAAUAUAUCAGUUACCUCAAUGUACUAUGUCAAUGCGAGCAAGUGCCGAAAGAAAAUAUUAGAUAUCAUUUCUGCUAUUUGAACCUAAAAGUAAAUUGUUACAUCAUAAUUCUGCUUUUGAAAAAUUGUGCUGCAUAUUAGUUGUCUGAAUGCUGAUUUACUUGAAUCUACCAUUGUGAUGUUUAUAUAUUACGAGUUACGACAGUCAUUUUUGUUUCUUUUGGGUGGGUCGUUAGAAAUCCUAUAAUAUUUUGAAAUCAGUUUACAUGUUUGGUAAUUGAGUGGUGAAGUUUUUAUUAUAGUUCCACCUACUUUAUUUUGUUUGUAUAACAAAAAUAUGUUUGUAUUUUUUGGAAACAGUGUUGGCAGUCAAAGUCAAUAUUCAGUCAUAUAUGUGAUAAAGUACAUUGCUCAGAAAUUGCUAGAAAGCGGAAUAUUUUCAUUUCCACCCAAAAUUGUGACUACAUCAUGAAUUCAAAUAAUCUUGUAAUUUUAUCUAUUUAAGCAUGAAACUCCUCUGAUCAAUUUUUAUCGUUUUAUGCAGUAGCUUUACAGCAAUUGGGCCAAAAUAUUUGGCAAUUCUUUUCUUUUUUAUUUCAUAUAACUUACACAAUUUAAUCAUGCUGUAUUGAUUUUGUAUAUCUAAAAUUCACUUAUUUUAUUUUCAUCAUUGUUUAUCAUAUGCGCACACACUCCCUCCAUUUUUUUUUUUCAUUUUUUAUCAUGUGCCGUGCCAUAUCAGUUUUUAUUCAUUUUGUGUAUCUUAUUAUCUAUCGGUACUAAGGAUAUUUUAGAUAAUUUCAUCAGCCAUAGUAGUAUAAAUGGUGCAUAGUAAUUCAAUUUUUGUUGUAAUUGAGACAAGGUCCUAUAGGAUGUACAGUAAAUCGAGAAGAACUUGAUACACAAAGUAUAAAAUUUCUUGAAAGUAUGUUAUAAUUCCACUUCCUAAUGGCUAUUAUUUAUGUAAUUGAACCCCUAGUUAAUCCUGAGCAAUACAAGCCCGUUAUUUAUGAAAUAGUUUUCCAUUUUUCUAAAUAUAUAUUAGCCUGUGUUCUUCCAAAGUAAACUACUUUGCUUUGUGAUGUAUGGUAAUUGAAAUUUUUUGCAAUUACAUUUCAAGAUCUUCUUUACUGUCAUUAUCCUUUUACGGCCUUAUGUGGCAUUGUAUUUUUAUGUUGUGAUUUCACAGUAUUCCGUCUCUUUCAUUCAACUAAGGUGUAUUAUUUGUGGUUUUGGUACGCUGGCUUCUAUAUUGUGUUAUGGCUGUUUUCAAUCGAAAAUUUUUCUUUAGAUCUGGAAUGACAACGCAUGAAACGUUAAUAAACAAUAUAUAGUUUAUGAAUGGAUCAUGCUUUGUUAAUCUUGACCAUUAAAUUGGAAAAUUUUCAGUUGUGAUGUGAUGAAUCUACCCAUUGUGCCUUGUAAUUUAUCAUAAUUGACAAGCAAAUGCUGUACUUUUGUAAAAAAAAAAUAUUACAAUUUUAUUCUUGCACUGAAGCUUUUUUGUAUUAAGAAUUUUCAUGUAUCCUGACUAUGUUCUGUAAUUUUUGUUUUUGUGAAAAAUAUUAGGAUUUUAAUUUAUCCCUACAACAAGAAUUUUCAUGCCUACGCUUCCAGAUUUAUGCUCAAAUGGUAUAGAGAUCAAUACCUUCUUUGAUAUUAUUGAGUUUUUAUAGUAUUAUUUAUGCUAUGUUGUAUAAAAAUCGACCUAUCCAAUCAGUGACCAAUCAAUCAAAAUUCAUAUAAAUUUUGUAUCAUAUUUUUUAUAUUUUCCUCAUAUAUUAAACAACUCUAACCCUGACCUAACAUUUUUUAUUCUUUGGAAAUUUAAAAUGUUCGUUUUUUAAAAUAAAAAUUCACUAUUAGGCCCUAUAUGAUUUUGACAGAAUAGGACUAGGGCGGUGGCCUAGUGGCUAAAGCAUUAUACUUAACUAUAAAGACAUGGUAGAGUAAAAUUCCAGGUUCAAAUCCCAUGUCACCCAGGGUGCAAUAAAUUGGGUAAGCAGAUGCUGAAUCGGAAAUAAUUCGUCUCCUCCAAAAUAAAGCAGCUGCUUCUGCAGAGCCUUGUUCAGGGCAAACUGCAUUUCAUUACUCCAUGCCAUAAUAUAUUGUAGCAAUCCUGUUAGAACUAUACAUCUUUAAGAGGGUUAUUUUCCAUGUGCCCCUCUUGUUAUAUUAAGCUAUUUUAUUUGAAUCUGCAUUGUGCUAUGUUUCACCUCCAUAUUUUUACUAGUUUAUGAAGUUUAUUUUCGGUACAAGUUAUCUCUAAUGUUUUUAAAUGAUUCCAAACUGUCUCCCUUAAAAAAUACUGCCAAUUUUUAUUGUUUUGGUUACAGGUGUUGUAUGAUCAUGAAAAUAUUAUUUGACCAUGGCAGAGGUUCCCAAACUUUUCGAAUAUAUUUACACUUUGCGAUACAUAAUCAUUAUGAAUUGAAAAGAAGAUUGACUUUGUUAACAAUGAAUUAGACAAGGUUUCAUAAUAUAGGCAUAUUUCAUUUAUGCUAUAUGAUUGUUCUCGUGCACAUUGGCGAAUUUUAACCUAAUUUAUUAAUGUUCGAUUUCAAUUGUCAAACUUCCAUUUCAAUGUUGAUUUUAAUUGAUUUGUUAUUUUCAUGUUAAGUUCUGAACGUAGGCGGAUGAGGAGUAUUUUUUUUGAAUAGAACAUAUUUUGUGACGUUUGGGAACCACUGGACUUAUCAUCAACUGACUGGAAUUCAAUGGAAUUCAUGCUUCUAUUGUAAUGAAAUAUUUUUUGAUUUUAUUUCGUUUGUAUAUUAUCUACUCACGAGGCUGCUAUUGUCUGAUCUUAUAUUAUCAUUCACAAACUGCUAAUCUUGAAUUUUAUAUUUUUUGAAAUUUGUUUUACUAACAGA